Messenger RNA from Daldinia decipiens, 2479 nucleotides. Its product is annotated as proline-specific permease. Bases 644 to 2308 code for a protein of 554 amino acids. Lineage: Eukaryota; Fungi; Ascomycota; Sordariomycetes; Xylariales; Hypoxylaceae. Gene Ontology annotation, cellular component: membrane. Gene Ontology annotation, molecular function: amino acid transmembrane transporter activity. Gene Ontology annotation, biological process: amino acid transmembrane transport. The transcript is spliced from 2 exons. The record is from RefSeq and is a predicted model, not a curated record.
CAAGAACUGCUACGCUUAAACAUGGCUUAGAGAUAAGUCCCACCCAGUUGUCAGCUUGUUCGGGCCUAUCUAAUGUAGGUAAGGUAGGGAUCAUAUCUCUCCAAGUUAUCUUUACCAUAACAAAUAACUAAAAUCUUAUGUAAACCAUCUUCUCCGCAGCUCGCUAAUCCUCAAGAGGCAACGGUCGACCCAGAUGCUGCGGUUUAGGAAGGCCAACCAGGUGCAAAAGUCCACUAAACCCUAUCCAGACGAAAAGGAAUGGGAACGCUGUAUGUAUCUCUUAUAUGUACCUAUGUAGGUAGCUAAGGUAGGUAGGUAUGUACCUAACGUAACACCACCUUCUAAUAAGAUGCGGCCCUCGUGAUAAUAAAUCUAGAAGGUUUCGAUAUUUUUACAUAUCAUAUCAUGUGCUGAGCGCGUCUUACUUGCAUUGCGCAUCGCACGUUGCACCUCACAUUCCUUACCGUCUGUGCCAAUCGCUGCUUGUCGCCUUAUACCUCCGUCUACGUCUACGUCUAUGCGAGGAAGAUCCGUGCAAGCAAGUGUUGUUGUUGUUGUUGUUUUUUGUUUUUUUUUAAAGCAACUUCCUUGGGGUCCUAUCGCAUGAAACCACAGCUUUGAAUCCGUCUCGCGAGAGUGGAAGAUGGGCCGCCAGAGCGAAGAGGUGGCGUAUGCCACGGGCGACUCUAGUCGCGUCGAGUCCGAGCCGAAAGGCGAUGUGGUUGACCGCACCAUGUCGAAUCGGGUCGGGGAGAUGAACCUCGAGAGCGGUUAUCAGCUCAAGAGAGGGCUUAAGAGUCGACAUAUUCAAUUCCUUGCUCUCGGAGGAGCAAUCGGAACCGGUCUAUUCGUCGGCUCCGGCCAGAUCCUAGCCACGACCGGGCCGGCGCCGCUGUUCAUGGCAUACCUGUCUAUGAUGUUUGUGGUCUGGGUCAUCAUGAAUAACCUCGCGGAAAUGGUGACGUACCUACCCAUGAAAGGUAUAUCGAUCCCGUACUUCGUCGGCCGCUUCGUCGAACCCAGUCUCGCCUUCGCCGACGGCUGGAACUACUGGUACACCUACACCAUGCUGCUCGCCGCCGAGUGCACGGCCGGCGCUAUAAUCCUGCAGUACUGGACCACCGCCGUCCCCGUAGCCGUCUGGAUCGCCAUACAGCUCAUCGUCAUCUUGCUGCUGAACAUCGUCGCCGUUUCGUUUUUCGGCGAGGCCGAGUUCUGGUUCGCGAGUGUAAAGCUUAUUACCAUAACCGGCUUGAUCAUCCUGGGUAUCGUCCUGUUUUUCGGCGGCGGACCAACACACGAUCCUCUGUACUUUAAGUACUGGCAGCAACCGGGAGCUUUCCACUCGUAUCUGGUGGAGGGGAAUACCGGUCGGUUCUUGGCUUAUUGGACGGCCUUUGCGCGCGCUGGGUUCUCGUUCGUCACGUCGCCUGAGCUCAUCGCGCUCUCGGCGGGUGAGACCGUCGCACCGCGGCGCAACAUCCCUAAGGCGGCGCGCCGCUUCGUGUGGCGAUUGGCUGUAUUCUACGGCCUGGGCUCUCUUGUUAUUGGCAUCAUCGUCCCUUACGAUGAGAAGAACCUGACGGGCGAGUCGAACGCGACCGCUAGCCCCUUCGUCCUCGGUAUCUCGCGCGCCGGGAUUAGGGGGCUCAACCACGUUAUCAACGCUGCGGUUCUUACGUCGGCUUGGUCUGCCGGUAACGCGUUCUGCUAUUCGGGGUCGCGUGUGCUCUACUCUAUGUCGAUCAACGGCCAAGCGCCGCGGUGGUUCGGGCGUACCACGAAACGAGGUGUACCGUAUGUGGCGGUACUUUUCACCCUGGUGGUUGCGUGUCUAGCCUUUCUCAACGUGUCCAACUCAGGUGCGCAGGUGUUCCAAUGGUUCACUAAUAUCUCGACCAUCUCAGGCUUCAUCGCGUGGAUCGUAGUCAUGAUCACAUACAUACGAUUCCGGAAGGCCAUGGAACACCACGGGUUACUCGACGCGUUACCGUACCGGACGCCGCUGCAGCCGUACGCCACAUACAUCGUGCUGUUCAUCAUCGUGAUCCUGACCCUGACCAACGGGUUCCAGAUCUUUUUCCCGUCGGAGUGGAGCGUAUCCAACUUCCUCGCCGCGUACAUCACCAUCCCGAUAUUCCUGGUCCUGUACCUCGCGCACAAGAUCUUCUACCGCACGCCCUUGGCGACCAGGGUCGAGGACGUGGAUGUCUGGACGGGUAAGAAGGAGAUGGACGAUCUAGGUGCGGCAGAAGAGGAGCGAGUGCCACGGAAUUGGUAUGAAAAGGUGUGGUUUUGGCUUGCUUGAUGUGCUUUUACCCGUUGGUGAUAGGUGUAUAUGUAGUGGAUUUAUAUACGAUACCUUGAAAGAGGAGAGUUUUGAAUAGAUACCCGUGCAAGAUAGAUUUAGAAAGAUCCAAACCUAGGUUAAAACAUGGAAUUGCGCAAUACCGAUAGCAAAUUGUAUAUUGCAUUAAAU